CGUCAUUAACAUUAAAACGAGCUGACGUCAUCUUGCUAACCUGGGCAGUGCAGCUAAGCUAGGUGGCUAACAGCGUCAGGCGGUUGUUUCACCUGCAUGUUGUUGUUCUGAUUCUGUUCAUUUCCGCUGCUUUACUUUCAUGUAGAAGCACUAAUGCAACUUCACUAAAUGCUCCACUAAAAGUAUGCCUGCUGAACGCAAGCGCUCAGUAACCAUGGACGAGAAAGACGUUUGCACCUUCGCCGCCAAGGAGAAGGAGCGCGAUGGGGACCGACGGCCGGCGUCCGCCCGGGACAAAGCCAAGGACGACGCCAAGAUGAGCGGCAAGAAAGACGGCAGCAAGGAGGAGAAGAGGAAGCGCAUGGAGGAGGAGAAGAAGAAACGGGAGGAGAAGGAGCGCAGGAAGAAGGAGGAGGAGAAACAAAAGGCGGAGGGAAAGAAGAAGGAGGAGGAGGAGCAGAGGCAGCAGGAGGAGGAGGAGAAGAGGCUUCAGGAGGAGGAGGCUAAAAGACAACGCGAGGAGGAGGCGGCUCUCCUGAAGGAGAAGGAGGAGGUCCACCAGCUGCACCUGGAGGCCUGGGAGCGCAACCAGUGCCGCAAGGAGCUGCGCGGCCGCAACCAGAACGCGCAGGAGGGCCGCCCCGAGGAGGCCUUCUUCAGCCGCCUGGACUCCAGCCUGAAGAAGAACACGGCCUUCGUCAAGAAGCUGCGCACGCUCACGGAGCAGCAGCGCGACUCGCUCUCCCACGACUUCGGCUCGCUCAACCUCAGCAAGUACAUCGGCGAGGCGGUGAUCUCCGUGGUGGAGGCCAAGCUGAAGAUCACCGACGUGGGCUGCGCCGUGCGCCUGUGCUCGCUGUUCCACCAGCGCUACGCCGAGUUCGCGCCGCUGCUGCUGCAGGCGUGGAGGAAGCACUUCGAGGCGCGGCGCGAGGACAAGGCGCCCAACGUGAGCAAGCUGCGCACCGACCUGCGCUUCCUGGCCGAGCUCACCAUCGUGGGCCUCUUCACGGACAAGGAGGGCCUGUCGCUGAUCUACGAGCAGCUGAAGAGCAUCAUCGGCUCGGACCGCGACGCGCACACGCACGUGUCCGUGGUCAUCAGCUUCUGCAAGCACUGCGGCGACGACAUCGCCGGGCUGGCGCCGCGCAAGGCGAAGGCGGCGGCGGACAAGUUCGGCCUCGGCUUCCCGCCCAGCGAGAUCAUCACGGCGGAGAAGCAGCAGCCCUUCCAGAACCUUCUGCGCGAGUACUUCACCUCGCUCACCAAGCACCUGAAGAAGGACCACCGGGAGCUGCAGAACACGGAGCGGCAGAACAGGCGGAUCCUCCACUCCAAAGGGGAGCUGAGCGAGGACCGGCACAAGCAGUACGAGGAGUCGGCGACGUCGUACCAGAAGCUGCUGGCCAACACUCAGUCUCUGGCCGACCUGCUGGACGAGAACAUGCCGGAGCUGCCGCAGGACAAGUCGGUGCAGGAGGAGCACGGCCCCGGCAUCGACAUCUUCACGCCGGGGAAGCCCGGCGAGUACGACCUGGAGGGCGGCAUCUGGGAGGACGAGGACGCCCGCAACUUCUACGAGAACCUGGUGGACCUGAAGGCCUUCGUGCCCGCCAUCCUGUUCAAGGACAACGAUAAGGGCAAAGACAAGGAGGAGGCCAAAGAAGCCAAGGAGGCGAAGGACGCCGCCGCCGCCGCCGCCGCCACCACAGAGGAGCUGGAGCUGGAGCUGGAGGCUCUGGACAUCGCCGACGAGCCGCUGGAGGGACCCGACGAGGCCGAGAGCGAAGAGCUGGCCAAGAAGCUGCUGGACGAGCAAGAACAAGAAGACGAGGAGGCGAACACCGGCUCCCACCUGAAGCUCAUCGUGGACGCCUUCAUCCAGCAGCUGCCCAACUGCGUCAACAGAGACCUCAUCGACAAGGCCGCCAUGGACUUCUGCAUGAACAUGAACACCAAGUCCAACCGGAGGAAGCUGGUCAGGGCUCUGUUCACCGUGCCCAGGCAGAGGUUGGAUCUUCUGCCCUUCUACUCUCGCCUGGUGGCAACGCUCCAUCCCUGCAUGUCGGACGUGGCCGAGGACCUCUGCUCCAUGCUGAAGGGAGACUUCCGCUUCCACAUUCGUAAGAAGGACCAGAUCAACAUCGAGACCAAAAACAAGACGGUCCGCUUCAUCGGGGAACUCGCCAAAUUCAAGAUGUUCUCCAAAACCGACUCGCUGCAUUGUCUCAAGAUGCUGCUGUCUGACUUCACCCACCACCACAUAGAGAUGGCGUGCACGCUGCUGGAGACGUGCGGCCGCUUCCUGUUCCGGUCGCCCGAGUCCCACCUGCGCACCAGCGUGCUGCUGGAGCAGAUGAUGCGUAAGAAGCAGGCGCAGCACCUGGACGCGCGCUACGUGACGAUGGUGGAGAACGCGUACUACUACUGCAACCCGCCCCCCACGGAGAAGAUGGUGCGGAAGAAGCGGCCGCCGCUACACGAGUACAUCCGCAAGCUGCUCUACAAGGACCUGUCCAAGGUCACCACGGAGAAGGUGCUGCGCCAGAUGCGCAAGCUGCCGUGGCAAGACCCCGACGCCAAGUGCUACCUGAUCUGCUGCAUGGUGAACAUCUGGAACGUCAAGUACAACAGCAUCCACUGCGUGGCCAACCUGCUGGCCGGCCUGGUGGCCUACCAGGAGGACGUGGGCAUCCACGUGGUGGACGGCGUGCUGGAGGACAUCCGGCUGGGCAUGGAGGUCAACCAGCCUAAGUUCAACCAGCGGCGCAUCAGCAGCGCUAAGUUCCUUGGCGAGCUCUACAACUACCGCAUGGUGGAGUCGGCGGUGAUCUUCCGGACGCUGUUCUCCUUCAUCUCGUUCGGCGUGAAUCAGGACGGCGGGCCGAGCGCCCUCGACCCGCCGGAGCACCUGUUCCGCAUCCGGCUGGUCUGCACGGUGCUGGACACCUGCGGGCAGUACUUCGACCGCGGCUCCAGCAAGAGGAAGCUGGACUGCUUCCUCAUCUACUUCCAGCGGUACAUCUGGUGGAAGAAGAGCACCGAGGUGUGGACCCCGGACCACUCGUUCCCCAUCGACAUCGACUACAUGAUCAGCGACACGCUGGAGCUGCUGCGGCCCAAGAUGAGGCUCAGCAGCUCCCUGGAGGACGCCGCCAAGCAGGUCACGGACCUGCUCGUCAAGCUGGGUCUGGCCAUGCAGAGGGACGGCCGCUCCAGCGCCCUGAGCGAGGAAGACGACGAAGACGAAGAGGGCGGCGUCGAGAUCGAGGAGCUGUCGGGCAACGAGAGCGAAAUGAACGAACAGGAGGAGGACGAAGGGUCCGAGAACGAGGAGGAGGAGGAGAGGGAGGAAGAGGAGGAGAACACCGACUACCUGACGGACUCCAACAAGGAGAACGAGACCGACGAGGAGAACAACGAGGUUACCAUCUGUGGCGGUGGGCUGAAGCACGUGGCGUGCGCCGAGGACGAGGACUUCAUUCAGGCUCUGGAUAAGAUGAUGCUGGAGAACCUGCAGCAGCGCAGCGGCGAGAUGGUGAAGGUGCACCAGCUGGACGUGGCCAUCCCCCUGCAGCUGAAGAGCCAGCUGAAGAAAGGGGGCGGAGCCAGGGAGCCGUGCGUCGGCGACGGCGAGGCGGAGAUCUCCGACACCAUGCAGUUCGUCAUGCUGACGCGCAAAGGCAACAAGCAGCAGUACAAGAUCCUGAACGUGCCGCUGUCCUCCCACCUGGUGGCGAACCACUUCAACCAGCAGCAGGCGGAGCGGGAGGAGCGCAUGAAGAUGAAGAAGCUCACGCUGGACAUCAACGAGCGGCAGGAGCAGGAGGACUACCAGGAGAUGAUGCAGUCCCUCGCGCAGCGUCCGGCUCCGGCCAACACCAACCGGGAGCGCCGGCCUCGCUACCAGCACCCGAAGGGCGCCCCCAACGCCGACCUCAUCUUCAAGACCGGAGGAAGGAAAUAAAGCCCCCCCCCUCCCCCGGUGGUCCACAGGAAAGGGGGGCUGGAGGUCCCGUCUCGCUGCACCCCUCCCAGGAGCCCCCGCCACCCCCCCACCCCCUCGUUUGCUCAUCAACGUCAACAGUAAAGGUCUGGGUCUGGGUCCGGGCUGAGAGAGAGAGAGCGAAUGAAGGAGAGAGAGAGAGCGAGGGAGAGAGAUCGGAGGGUGAAGCCGGUCUAAACAGGGAACGAGUCUCCCCCCCCCCCCCCUGAAGCCGGGGCAGACCAAAACCCCCAUGAGCCGGAUCACACGCUCCCCCCCUGCCCCACCCUGCUGAGGGGCCGAGAAGCCCGACGACGAAAGGGUCAGAGGUCACGGGGGGGCAAAGGAGAAAAGAUGGCUCUCUUUUCUUUCUUUUUUGUCUGUUGCCUGAGAUGACAAAAGAAAAAAACAACAACAGCAGAUCUCUGGAUCAGGACUACGAAGACGACUGAACGCGUGAGCGAGACGGCGAACCGGGACGGCGACGGACAGGAAGUGGGAAACGGGAUCGCCGCCUCCCGCCGCCGGUCAAAAAGCGACUCGUAUGUCGCGAGUGGAUGGACAUUUUAACACGACGCUAGUGAGGGACAUGUUCCUUUGGGUGGUGGUUAUUGUUGUUCUGCAACUUUUUAAAGUUAAAAAAAACCAACAACCCGGGAAACACGGCACCCUGUCGUCAUGGCAACGCGGAGACGGAGGACCGGGGGCGGCGGCGGCGAAGGUUUUAACGUUGGCUACGUUGAAUGAUGUUUGUUUGGAAUGCGGCUCUGUGGUUUUAUGGUUCUAUCGGUUAAUAUUAAUAAUGUUUUGGUCUUUAGAAUUCUGUCUGUACAUUUCUAGAAAGAACGACAUGAUUUGGCGCCAAAUUCAGAGAAAAAUAGACAAAAACACUGUAUUUUGUAUUUUUAAAGGGACAGUACGCCUUAAAAGCAGGGACUAUAUUUCUUACUAAAAAUCUACAUCCGCUAACCAUGAAGAAAAAAAUGAGUUCCAACAUUUAAAAAAACAUGAUUUCUGAAGAGACGGCACAUUUUUUUCCCAGGUGUACUGUCCCUUUAAAUCGUCACUUUUUAAACCUACCUUGUAGCGUGGAUGUAAGUAAAUAAGUGCUCAAUUUAUCACAUUCAUGAUUUGUAAGUUAAAUAUUUUUGGGAUGUAGCUCGUCUUAAAUGUUUUUCUUUUUCUUUACAGUUUAUAAACAAAAUACAAAUAAUAAAAAUGAGAAUACAAUCAGCAAGAUCAAUUCACAGUAUUCAAAAUAAAUCAAAUAACUAUUUGCCAAUAAGUUAAACAUUUAAUCGGAGAUGAUGAGAGCCGUGAAAAAAGUUGUGCCACAAAACACCGGCUGCUGCCUUCUUAGAGAGGACGUGUUGACAUGUUGACAUGUUAGUCAGCGGCCAACUGAAUAUAUGUGAAGCUACAGCUGGUUAGCGUAGCUUAGCACAAAGACUGUAAACAGGUGGGCCGGUUAGCCUACCUUAAAUUCAAAAAUUAGUCUAAAUCCUCGUGUGGCGGAGUCUCUAACCAACGGUUUCCGAUCCCGUAUUUCUCUUUGUUUUUUUUACUUCUAUCCUUUUUAUUAUUAUUAUGAAAUGUUGUUUUUGUUCCUGUUUUCAGAAUCAGGAGAUCUGAGAGUUUUGACUAUUCAGCUAGCUUUGAUUUGUGAAGUGUAACGUGGUAAAAACAACAACAGCAGCUCUUUUCUUCAGUGGAUGAAUAACCGUGUGCCUGACGAUAUUAUUUCAGAUUAAUUUCCUCUCAUGAUGGAUAUGAAUAUACUCUGCUGCAUGGGGUCUGUCGUCUUUUGUAGUAAAAGAGUGUCGGUGUAUCGAUUUCUUCUUCUUCCUGCAGAGAGGAAAGAGGAACGCUUCCCGUGGCUUUGUGUCAUGACAGAAAUAUCACAAUAAACGUAAAAAGAUGUUUUUGCA
Molecule: messenger RNA, 5913 nt
Organism: Pseudoliparis swirei
Lineage: Eukaryota; Metazoa; Chordata; Actinopteri; Perciformes; Liparidae
Gene: upf2
Product: UPF2 regulator of nonsense mediated mRNA decay
Biological process (GO): nuclear-transcribed mRNA catabolic process, nonsense-mediated decay
Cellular component (GO): cytoplasm; exon-exon junction complex
Molecular function (GO): protein binding; RNA binding
Source: RefSeq, a predicted model, not a curated record